AUGGCCGAAAGUACGAAAACCACGCUGGUCAACGAGACCUUGCCGACCUCCUCUGGCUCGUCCGCCACCUCUUCUAUCUCUAAGCCUAUCAAGGGUGCUACCAAGCCGUGUUUUGGUUGCGGCUGCGGCGACGAAGACUGCGAGUGUAUCUGUGUUGUCAUGUAG
Microsporum canis CBS 113480 is the source of this 165-nucleotide messenger RNA. RefSeq lists its product as hypothetical. The record is from RefSeq and is a predicted model, not a curated record. NCBI's taxonomy places the organism in Eukaryota, Fungi, Ascomycota, Eurotiomycetes, Onygenales, Arthrodermataceae. The transcript has a single exon. The coding region runs from base 1 to 165 and encodes 54 amino acids.